UUCGAUGACCUACCGCGAAGCUGUCAGUCGUAGUGCGUAUUUACAAACAAACACACAUAGACGAUUAUUUAGAAAAUAUCAAACGCGAGUGCAAGUGACAUGAAAGUAACAAAAUGAACGGGAAAAGUGAAAACGGUAUAGAACUUACUAAAACAAAUAAAAACGAUAAAGAAACCAAUGGAAAUGGAGCUGCUAAAAAGCCAAAAGAACCAGUGACUUUUAGAGUCUUGAUAAAAAGAUUUUUUACCUUCUUCACUGUGGAACCUUUCCUACUAUGCUACAUUAUACCUAUAGCCGUAUCAGGAUUAGCAGUACAGAAGCUGAACUUGGAAAAAGCCUGUCGUGUUGACUUAAAUCUAACUGAAGAGAUUUGUCUAUCAGCAGUGAGCGGGGAAGUCAAUCCGAACGACACUUUUGGUCUGGCUGCUCAAUUGAAUGCCACUAAACUAGUUGCAGAUAUGACGGCUUGGCAAGGUCCAUUGCAAAGCGCUUUUCCUGCCAUUAUUAUAUUGAAUGUUGGAGCAUGGAGCGAUAAGACAGGCAACAGAAAGGCGCUAAUGCUCCUACCUGUAAUAGGUGAAAUUAUUUCUUCAUGCGGUUUGCUCCUAACAACAUAUAUGUUCCUAGAUUGGCCUUUAUGGGUUACUGCGCUGAUAGAAGCAUUACCUUCAUUAACGGGAGGCUAUUCAAUCGCGUUGAUGGGUUCAUACAGUUACAUAGCAGAUCUAACGACUGUAGAAUCAAGAACAUUCAGGAUUGGAUUGGUCGGAAUUAUUGUAACACUAGGAAUACCUUUUGGUACAUCAAUUAGUGGUUAUUUGACAGAAGCUGUUGGUUAUUAUGGAAUAUUUUCAAUCAAUUUGGGAUUGUAUCUCUUAGGGUUUAUCUACACUUACUUCAGGAUCAAGAAUGUUAGGACUGUGAAGUUGGAAGGAACUUUAGUCCAAAAAGUGUUAGAUUUCAUUCACCCAAGGAAUGUUUGGGAUACUGUGUCAUUGCUGUUUUUGUCUCGAGGAAAGCAGUUGGCGAAAAUUCUUCUUGUGAUUUGUGCACACAUUGUUAUCAUGGGACCGGUAUUCGGUGAAACGUCUGUUCUUUUCCUGUAUGUUUUGACCAAGUUUAGUAUGAGCGUCGUCGACUUCAGUUUAUUUAGUACCUACUCAAUAUUGAUGGGCACUGCAGGAUCAGCAGUAGCUGUUACACUGUUCAGCAAAAUUAUGAAGAUGCAUGAUACUUUACUGGGGAUUAUCGCCACUGCUUGCAAAACUGUUUCUGCCUUCGUGUAUGGGUUGGCUCCGACCAGGAAUUGGCUGUUUACUGCUCCAGCCUUUGAUUUCUUUGGAAACUCGGGCGCUAUCGCCAUUAGAUCUCUUGGCACUAAAGUUGUGGGGGCAGAAAAAGUUGGUAAAAUUUGUUCGCUAAUUGGGUUCAUUGAGACCUUAAUACCGGUGGUAUACACACCGCUGUACAGUAAGCUGUUCUCCAACACGGUGGGCACACUACCAGGGGCCGUGUACAUGCUGGGAGGUGUUAUGACCAUACCUGCGUUCUUGAUAUUCAUAAUCCUGUUCAUAAUGCACAGACGAGAAGAAAGAGAUACAGUGAAGAAUCCGACAGAGAAAGAAAUGCAUGCGCAUGACAAUGACAUCACAGCUUUGUAGCAAUAACAACGUAACUUAAAACUUAAGUAAUUUUUAAGUACAUAUUUACAGACACAGCACAUCAAAAUACCCUAGACUGUCAAAAAGAUUUUCAUCUUUAUUGCAAAGAAUUUAAGGUUGAUAUUUUAAUUAUGAUAUUUUACAGAAUAGGAUAGUUUGAUGUGCUAGUGUCUACACCUUAGAUGUUAGUGAUAGUUUGGUUAAGAAGAUUAUGUGGACACAUUGAUCCAGUGUAUCAGAAAUAGUAGUAAAGUACUAAUACAGGGUUAAAUUGUCAUACCUUAGAUUCUAUAAGAAAAACAGCUUUCAGUUUGGCACUGGAGUCGGUGACUGACAAUGGAGUUUUAAAUUCUCUUACAACAUUUACAAGUUUAUUUUUAUAUAUAUCUUUUAUUUAUUAUUUUCACAAUUACAAACAUGCCUUUACAUUUAUAGGGUGUAAACGGAAAGCUGAAAGUAUGUAUUCCAAAAAAAGAAUUACCUACAUGUUUAUUUUAUGUAAUAAUAAUCAACUGCUUUAGUCUGAUAUUUCCAAUAACGAUUCAAAUUUUAAAAUAAAGAAGUAUCGUUUUUCGGAAGCGUUCUGUUUACACCCUGUAUAGAAUGGGUCAUUAGGAAAACUUGUUGAUUGUACAUUUCUAGAUGUCUUAUUCUUAGCAUACUUCUGCCUGUCGCUGUAGCAGACGCGAAUUGCUAAGAUUGGUUUAAAUAUGCCCGUAAAAUAUCAAGAGAUGCAAUUGCAAGAAUUUUGUUAAAUUCUUGUAAUAUUAGAUCAUCACCAUUGUAUUUAAGUUUGUGAUAGACCUGCCUAUAUAUUUUUAAUAAUAAUAAAACUAUUUAUAAGAAUAGUAUAUUACCAAAAUUGCCAUACUUUACAUAAACAUGACAAACAAGUUUGAAAAACCUGUGAGAUUAAUAAUAGAUCUAUAUUAUAUAAUACGUAGGUAAUUUAAAAUGUUAACGUUGAAUAAUAAAGUAAUAAAUAUUUUAUA
Spodoptera frugiperda (fall armyworm) is the source of this 2653-nucleotide messenger RNA. Its product is annotated as proton-coupled folate transporter-like. Lineage: Eukaryota; Metazoa; Arthropoda; Insecta; Lepidoptera; Noctuidae. Bases 114 to 1661 code for a protein of 515 amino acids. Gene Ontology annotation, cellular component: membrane. Gene Ontology annotation, biological process: transmembrane transport. The transcript has 5 exons. Gene Ontology annotation, molecular function: transmembrane transporter activity. The record is from RefSeq and is a predicted model, not a curated record.